Prosopis cineraria is the source of this 949-nucleotide messenger RNA. Its product is annotated as succinate dehydrogenase assembly factor 1, mitochondrial. The coding region runs from base 224 to 520 and encodes 98 amino acids. Lineage: Eukaryota; Viridiplantae; Streptophyta; Magnoliopsida; Fabales; Fabaceae. Gene Ontology annotation, biological process: mitochondrial respiratory chain complex II assembly. The transcript has 2 exons. The record is from RefSeq and is a predicted model, not a curated record. Gene Ontology annotation, cellular component: mitochondrion.
UGCCCGGUCGACUUCUCUCUUGUCAAAACGAGUUCGACGGCAGUCCUCCAUGGGCUAAUCUCUCAGAUAGAUCUCCAUCCCCACAUAUCUCCACGUUACUCUAUGGCGGUGGCGGUUGAUCUGUUGUUGCGAAGGAUGAGAUGGUGUUAAUGUGUAGCCGUGAACAUUGCUGACGUACUGUGAAAAGCUGCAUUAUAUCCCUUGCUAGAAUUAGCUAGGUGCAAUGGGAGCCUCAAGAGGUCCAAAGCUUUCUGGAAUGCAGAAGCAAGUACUUAGUCUGUACAGAGGGUUUCUACGAGCAGCCCGUUCCAAGCCUGAAGAAGAAAGACGCAAGAUAGAAUCAGUGGUAUCAGAAGAAUUCAGACGCAAUUGCAAGCAGGUAGAUCGCAAAAAUUUUCUCUACAUUGAAUAUUUGCUUCGCCGUGGCAAGAAACAGCUUGAUCAGCUUAGGGACCCUGGUACCACUGGAUUAUCUUCCUUACAAGUUAAUUUGCCUAAUAUCAAUAAGCCUGACCCUUAAACUAAAUGCAUUCUUGUCUUAACUUUAAAAGCUGAUACUGUAAUUUAACUUAAAAAAAGAAAAAGAUUAUUGUGAGGACCAAUGAUAGUUGGGGGAAUAGAAGAGAACUGAUUCUCCUAAAGCAAUGUGAAGGAUUUGAACCUUACAAAUGGGGGAAAAUCACAUUGGAAGAGUUGCUUACAAUUAUAUUUGAUAAUGCUCAAAUCUGACGUAGCAAUACUAGAUUUUUGAUGAAUGUGUAAAAAAAUAUUGGAAGAAUAAUCAUCGGUUGGGUUAGGUAGAAGGGAUUUGAUACCUCUUAAGCAUGGUUUUGAGUUCAAAUCUGGGCUUAUGUAAGUAACUGAAAAGAAUCAUGCUGAUGCUCAUGAUGAAUACAUGAGAACAUGUCUUAGCAUAAUAAUAUUAUGAUAUAUGCAGCUGUUUAACUUA